Messenger RNA from Magnolia sinica, 1923 nucleotides. Its product is annotated as probable WRKY transcription factor 53. Gene Ontology annotation, cellular component: nucleus. Gene Ontology annotation, biological process: regulation of DNA-templated transcription. NCBI's taxonomy places the organism in Eukaryota, Viridiplantae, Streptophyta, Magnoliopsida, Magnoliales, Magnoliaceae. The coding region runs from base 536 to 1579 and encodes 347 amino acids. Gene Ontology annotation, molecular function: transcription cis-regulatory region binding; DNA-binding transcription factor activity. The record is from RefSeq and is a predicted model, not a curated record. The transcript has 3 exons.
AAAGUACCCUUCUCUUAAAACGCAAACACUCCCCUCUUCUCCUCUUCAAGUUUAAAUCUCCUUCCUUCCUCUCAUCAUCCCCAUCACUCUAUCCCCCCAUCUCCUUCAUUUCCUUUCUCUGUUGCAAGGAUCUGUGAAGGAGAAAGAAAAAAACAAAACAAAACAAAACCCACUUGGAAUUCUCCCGGUUUCUGAGUAGUUUCCCUUUGUAUUUUGUGUUCAGCCCGCAGAUUUAGCCCAUUGUUCUAUCCAGGUUUCUUAUUCGACUGUAUCUUAGCAGCCCAUUUCGUAAUUUCAUCUUUUCUCCAACGAACCCACUUCGAAUUUUCUUAACUUCAUGUGUUUAGAAUCAGCCACUGCAAUUCUGUGCAGUUUUCCAUACUGCUUGCCACUGAAAGUUGCUCCUUUUUCAUAUCCUACUACCACGUCUCCUUCUUGACACAUGAGCUAAUAUCCUUUUCAUUUCAAUCUCCUCUCCGCAGCCGACGCGGUGAUUCUCCACCACCCAUCUUCUUUCUUUUUUUUUUUCCUUUCCAUGGUGAUCAGAGAGAUGGAGAGUGCUGCAGAUUGGGAGCUGAAGCAAGUGAUCAACGAGCUAAUGCAAGGGCAAGAUCAUGCCAAGCAGCUCCAGAUCAAUCUGGACCCUUCUUCUCCCCCAGGAGUGCGUGAAUUAUUAAUACAAAACAUCAUAGCUUCUUACGGCAAAGCUCUUUCCCUGCUAAAAUCAAACCAGUUGGUGAGAGAGCUGCAUUCGGUGGUUCCUACCAUCAGAAUGGAAUCUCCACGGUCCAUCAGUGGGAGCCCAAGGAGUGAGAACUCGAAUAGGGCUUUCAAGUAUCAGGAUCCGAGGGACAUCUCAAAGAAGAGAAAGACGUUACCAAAAUGGACGGAGCAAGUGCGGGUUUCCACUGGGAUGGCGCUCGAAGGGCCCCUGGAUGAUGGCUAUAGCUGGAGGAAAUAUGGGCAGAAAGACAUCCUCGGAGCUAAAUAUCCUAGAGGCUAUUACAGAUGCACCCACCGUAACGUUUUAGGGUGUCAGGCGACCAAGCAAGUUCAGAGAUCAGAUGAAGAUCCGUCGAUCUUUGAUAUCUCAUACCGUGGGAAACACACAUGCCACCAACCAUCCCAUAUUAUUCAGCCGAUGAAAACACAAGAGCAGCAACAGCAACAAGAGCAAGAGAUAGUCAGCUUCCAAAAGGGUCUCAAAGUAAAAACAGAAAAUUUGGAUAGACGAGACCAGAAGAAUUCUUCUUCUUUUUCAUUCCCAUCCGCAUCGACCAACUACAUGAAGCCUGAAAAUGAAAUCUUUUCACCGUCUACGCUCGAUAAUAACUUCAUGAACAGUUUUUGUUCGCCGUUUAUAUCCCCGGCGACAUCUGAAUCAAACUACUUCUCGAUGUCGCCGUGCCAGAUGAAUAGCUGCGGCGGUGGGCCGAAUUUGCAGACGGCAGAAUCUGAUCCCCACGAAAUAAUCUCGGCCAUGACUUCAGCUUCGAAUUCUUCAUUGGUGGACUUGGAUUUCAGGCUCGAUUCUGUAGAUUUAGACCCGAAUUUCCCCUUGGACGCCUUCUUCACUUAGCUUACAAAACAGAUCGUUUCAUUAAAAGAAAAAGAAAAAAAAAAAAAAAAGAAAAAAGAAAAAGAAAAAGAAAAUGAGAAUUCCCAAAUUUACAGCAAGAUUACCGGAUUUGCCUGUUAACCCCCCAUCAUCCUGGCCUGUACAGUAAGUGGUCUGCACGCGCCCGUACAGUAGGGAUCCACGUAGGAAGAAGCCUCUUCAAACGCUGGCCAAGCGAAUUUUGCUUUAGAGAUAAGGUGUAAUAACUGUUUGGCUCUUUCCUUUUACUUUUCUUCGUAAUUGUAUUUUUUUUUCUCACGAAAAUAAAAUAGUUAAUCACUGAUCGUGGCUUCGCUUAAUUCUCA